This is a messenger RNA of Cylas formicarius (sweet potato weevil), 816 nucleotides long. RefSeq lists its product as uncharacterized. The record is from RefSeq and is a predicted model, not a curated record. Gene Ontology annotation, molecular function: N-acetyltransferase activity. The transcript has 5 exons. NCBI's taxonomy places the organism in Eukaryota, Metazoa, Arthropoda, Insecta, Coleoptera, Brentidae. Bases 1 to 816 code for a protein of 271 amino acids.
AUGAGCAGGAGAAUGCGGCUGGAAGAAGAGAGAUUACAACUCUUAAAAGAGGAAUUACAAGAGGAAGAGGAUAAGAUUAAAUUGAUGCAAGAAAAAAUUUUUGCUCCUUUGGUUUGGCGGAGAUUGGGUAGCGGAAUUAAAAUUCAAGAUCUAAAAUCGAAUUAUUAUGAAGAUGCGGUAGCUAUAAUUUUGAAAUAUUUUAUAAACGAGGAUGUCCUGUUUCGCAAUACGAAGAUUGCUGAUGAUCCUUCAUCACAAGAAUCGUUCGGAAGAAGAAUUAUGUAUAAACUUAAAGACAGCACUUCUAUUAUAGCUAUAGAUGAAGGACAUGAAAAUAAAGUAACAGGCAUUCUUCUGCUCAAUGUGGUAAACAAAAGCGAUUUCGCUCGGAUUUACAGCAGAACGAUGUUGGUCGAAGGCAACGCCUACAAGAGUAUAUCAGAAUUUAUGAAUUUUGUUAACCGAAAAGUGGAUGUGUUUGAAGAAUGCCAGCAUGACACCUAUCUUCAAUUUUACUUGCUCUGUAUUGUGCCAGAGUACAGAGGUCAAGGGUUGGGGUAUCAUCUAAUGAGAGCGGGCAUGGACGUGGCUAGACAUUUGAAGAUUCCCACAGUGAUGGGUAUAUUUAAUAGCUACAGCAUGCAGAAACUCGCCACAAGAGUGGGCAUAGAUCGGACACUGUAUGAAGUUGAAUAUGCGAACUGGGUGGACCCACUUGGAGAACUGGUUUUUUGCGAUCCUGGACCUGGGAAUUAUACAUGUGCGAUGAUGGUUGGCACGGUACCACUAACUGCUCAGGACACGACUUGCAAAUAA